GAGAAUUGCGCAUUGACCUUGUUUGUUGUCGACAUUUUGGGGAGUAGUUAUUAAAAAGCUCAUUGAUUCAGAAUAUUCUAGAAUUCAGUAAACAUAUAGCGAUAUAUUGUUAAUAUAAGUUUUAAAUAUUAUUAUUCACAUGAAUGAUUGUGUCAUUUAAUUGUAACAACUUAGAUGGUGGUGGAUACGUUUAUAAUCUGUUGUUACUAAUUUAGGGGUAGUUUAGACCAAGAUAUUGCUGAGUUGGCGCUUCAAGCAAAGAAGACAUGCUAUAUAUCUGAAGUGAUUGAAGAGAUUAAAUAAGGAAUACAUCAUGGCUCCAAUUGAUCCACUACAACUUUUGAAGGCUCUAGGAUCGUUGCUGUCAGAAGAUGGUGGGAUUAAAAGUGGUGAAGAAGUGGGAAAACUCUCAAGCCUCAUGAAAAAGUUUUCCAAAAAACUUGUCAGUCGCUGUGUGUACUGCAAUGUCUUGCGAUCAACAAAGCCAGAAAUUCUUAGCUUGUUUUUAAAUAGUGAUGGCUGGGGAACUUUAAAUCAUUGGAUUCAAGAUGCGAAGGAUACAGAAAAUUAUGCUUUUGUUUUGGAGCUUCUGAAGCUAUGCCAUUUAUUGCCUAUGACAGUAGAAAGACUUAAGGAAAAUAACACUGCAAAACUUGUGAAGUCGUUAACUAAAAGCCCAAAUGAAGAUAUUAAGAUAUUAGCAUCUGAAGUUGUUGAAGAAUGGAUGAAAUUAAUCAAAGGAGAGAAGGCUGAGAAAUCUGAGACUGCUUAUGAAAAAUUAGAAAAAAUAAAAAGAAGAAAAAGCGAGAAAAAGAGCAAAGCAAAGUCAGAGAAAAUGGAAGAAAGUAAAGAGAAAAUUCGACUUAAACAAAAGACUGUUGAUAAUAGUGAUCUUGAAGAUGUAAAGCCUAUACUGUCAGAAGAACCUCAGAUUAAGAAAGCUAAGACUGACAGACCAAAAACAGUGAAAGCUUACCAGACAAGGUUCCGAUCUACAGGCUUAGAAGAGGCUACUCCCUUACCCAAAGACGUUCAUAAAAAAAUUCCUACAGUAGACAAAAGUGCUGCCGUGGCUGCAGCUAAAAGUGCUGUGAAACGAUUAAAUGUUACUAGGGAAGUCAAACCUCCAGAAAAAAGGAUAAAACCUUCAAGUCUGAUUACUGCAGUGGAAGAAAACAGUACAGGCCCUGGGAUUAAACUGAUCCCUCCAAAACCAAAACCGGUUCAUGUCCUUCAUGAAAGUGCUGGAUUCAUGGAUGCCCUGGUUGCAACUCCAACACCUACACCUCGUAAAAAGAAGAAAGCAACAGCAGCAUCUAAAUCCCCAACAACUCCUCCAUCUCCUACAACUAAUCCUCCAAGGUUUCAGUUUUACAAAGAUACUCUAGAAACUUCCAUGGAAGAAAAGGAAGAAACUGAAGGAGGGGAGCCUAAGGUGUCUGAAAGAAAAGAAUCCACUUCCUCCACUAUCAUCGAAGAAUCCCCACAAUCCCCAACAGAAACACCAGUAGCUCCUGACAGCACCAAACAAGCAAUAAGAGAACAGCCAGUUGAUGAUACAGGAGAAGCUGCUGACUGGAUGGAGUCCGAAAAGGAUCGGACCAUUCAGUAUCCACUACAGUCCAUUUUAUCACAUGGCAAAAGGAAGAAAGAAAAGAAAAUGGUGAAAUGGCCUCAGGAACACAAGUUACAACAAGUAUAUUUUUUUGAAAUGGAUGAAACCGAGAGAGUAAAUGUAAACCACACAAAGGAAUUUGGAGAUAUGAAACACAUAGAAAUGAGGUUGGAGAGGCAAGCCAGAGAAACAGUUCGUCGGUUGAUGGACGACCAUAUGGAGGAAACUAUCCCUUGGAAAGUUCCGUACCCCAUUGACUUUUUGCAACAAUUAGUAGUACCAGGGCUUAAUAGUCAGGAGAAGAUACUACAACAAGAGAAACAACAAACCACCUUGCAGGAGAUCUUUUUCAAUAAGAAUAUGCUUCCAGACACACCCCAAGAACCAGAACACCAGUUGUUUCAUCCACAAGAACCUGUGGUUAUUCCUCUGGAAGAUGAAAACAACCCUGGGGCAGUGAUCGACUAUUCAGCAGUAGAUCUACCUCGCCCAAAACUGGACCUUCCUCCUGUCCUAUCCCAUUUAAUGGUGUCUCUAUCAGAAAAAGGAUACCCAGUAGAUCACGUUCCGGACUUCUUUCCAAAUAACCCAGAUAGUAUAGUUCAUGUUCCUGAUAUUCCUUCAGUUUACCACAAUGAAUUCAACCCACCAUCACAACCACCACGGCCUCAAGGGCUUAUGGGAAGCUCUCCAGUACACCAGUAUAACCCUCCUCCUCCUCCUCCAGUCACUGAACAGUUUUACCCCCACGAUAUCCAGUUGGGUGGUCAGUGGGGUCCAUUUGAACAAGAGCUGCCACCCCCUCCAAAAUAUCCUGAGAAUUUCUCUCCUCAGGGGCCACAGCCUAUAUUCCAAAACUCUAGGCCUCCUCCCAUGAUGAGUGGCCUUCCAAGAGGAAACAGACCACUACCACCACCUAGGAUACCAGAUAUGCCUCCACCGAUGAGACCACCCCCUAUGAGAGGAGGACCACCAGGUAUAAGAAUCAGAAGUCAACCAUGGGUCCCAUGCAGACAUUUUGUUUCUGGAGGUUGUCGGCUUGGAGGGAAAUGUAAAUUUCUCCACCCUGGGGUCAACGGUCCUCCUUUGUGAAACAAGAAAUUGUGUUACCUCAAGAGGCAAAGAUCCUUCCCCACAGAACAAAAAUUUUCCCUCGUUAAGGUAACGGUUCUUUGUUUAUAAAACAAAGAACCUGAACCAAUUGACACAGUGCUCUAAAUUCUGUAUACUGGGGGUCAGAUGUAAUCUUUAUGAACCUCAUCUGCCUUUAGUAAAUAUCCAGAGGUUAAGAACAACCUGUGAAAUACUGAAGUGUCAACCUUUUCCAGAGUCUUUGGGGAUGUAGAUCUCAUAAUAAUGUUACGCAACAAAAAUCAUGCAAGUUCAUCUGUGUUGUAAAAUAUAUAUAUAUAUAUUUUUUGGAUUGGUACAUGUACAGUGAACUAUGUUGACUAACAAUGAACAGUCAUGCUCAUCUGUUGUUAGGAGGAAACAUUACGUUAGUGACCUGUACAUGAUGUCAAGUGCCUUCAAAGGACCUUUGUGGUGUUAAAUAUGAAUGUAAAUUUGACCAAGGAGAGAAGGACGUUGUGUUCUUUCCUUCUGUGUUCAUUCAACAUGUACUGUCUUCAUCUGAUGAUUCUAGGUUUCAAUGUAUGAAAAAAAGACUGAUUAAUGAAAUUGUGUAUAUAUAUAAAACUUAUGUUCUUAAAGAAUAUUUGACACGAUUUGAAGGCAAGACACUCCAUUCAUACAUUUACAUACCAUGUAAAUACCUGAAUUUGUAAUUCUGUUUGUAGUAUUCAGUAUGAUAUUACUAUAGUUAUUGUGUUUGAAAAUUACACUUGUUCUUCCCUAGGAAGUGCAAAUAAAAUGAAUAUACAUAUGUGAUGCA
Messenger RNA from Limulus polyphemus (Atlantic horseshoe crab), 3509 nucleotides. RefSeq names its product serine/threonine-protein phosphatase 1 regulatory subunit 10-like. Gene Ontology annotation, cellular component: nucleus. The record is from RefSeq and is a predicted model, not a curated record. Gene Ontology annotation, molecular function: metal ion binding. NCBI's taxonomy places the organism in Eukaryota, Metazoa, Arthropoda, Merostomata, Xiphosura, Limulidae. The coding region runs from base 314 to 2707 and encodes 797 amino acids. The transcript is spliced from 19 exons.